Metarhizium brunneum ARSEF 3297 is the source of this 366-nucleotide messenger RNA. RefSeq lists its product as uncharacterized. The record is from RefSeq and is a predicted model, not a curated record. Lineage: Eukaryota; Fungi; Ascomycota; Sordariomycetes; Hypocreales; Clavicipitaceae. Gene Ontology annotation, cellular component: endoplasmic reticulum; endomembrane system; membrane.
AUGGCUGGCAGAUUCGAGCCCAAGGUCCCCGUCCAGUUGAACCCGCCCAAGGAUGACCCCAUCUCCGUAGAGGAGUUGGCAAAGGCAACCGGAGUGGACGGCGGGAAGUGUUACGUGGCCAUCAAGGGCAAGGUUUACGAUGUGACUGGCAACAAGGCAUACCAGCCUGGGGGGUCAUAUCACGUCUUUGCAGGAAAAGACGCGUCAAGGGCCCUUGGCAAGACGUCUACCAAGCCAGAAGAUGUCAAGGCUGAGUGGCAUGACUUGGAGGAUAAGGAGAAAGAGACGCUCAACGACUGGAUAAUAUUCUUCUCCAAGCGCUAUAAUGUCGUUGGUGUCGUUGAGGGAGCCAAAAAUAUGGAAUAG